Prunus dulcis (almond) is the source of this 1658-nucleotide messenger RNA. Its product is annotated as protein TRIGALACTOSYLDIACYLGLYCEROL 5, chloroplastic. The transcript is spliced from 4 exons. Lineage: Eukaryota; Viridiplantae; Streptophyta; Magnoliopsida; Rosales; Rosaceae. The record is from RefSeq and is a predicted model, not a curated record. Bases 1142 to 1426 code for a protein of 94 amino acids.
UCAAUCAUGGCACAAUCUUGUGAGCUUUCAUUUUAUCAAUCCAAUAAACAAAGGAAUUCCUGGAGUUUCUAAACCCGCAAAACCCGUGCUCUUUAUUCUUGUUCAUGCUAGACAACUGAGCUCCCCCACCCAAUACAACCUCCACAACCUCCCACAGCCCCACCUCCUCCAACUUUGCGUGUCGCAGCUGAUUUUCCCCCACAAUCUCUUCCCACACUCCACCUUUGUCCCUCAUCAUCUCCACCAAGCUAAACCCCUCAUCAAACCCGUACUCCUCAAUCUCAAAUUCCUCCGCCAAUUGGGUCGGAGAUGUCGCAUUGGAUGUAUUCAACGGGGUGGUCAACGCUCCAAUCUGGGCGUGGACGGCGUGCGACCCCGUAGACCUUCCAGGGACCUAAGGGCGUGUCAUGGAGGGGGAGGAUUUCGGCAACGCUGUUGCCCACUAGGCCGGUCACGCCAAUCACCAAUCCCACGCUUUUGAAGCUUCUUGGCGCUUCAUGAUCAUCAUACUCAUGCUUUUUCUGCAAAAGAAAUUAAUGUUAAUCGCAGUUAAUAAGAUUUUAAAAAGAAGAAGUAAUUAAGUGGGUAAAAGGUUUUGCCUUGGCAGCGCCAAUAGCUCCAGCCCACCACCAGCUCAUUUUGGAGUGGAGGCUUUGCUCUUCUGUUUCAAGUUUAAAAAUUUACAGCAGCAGCCGCCAGCGUCACCCAUGACAUGUGUUUGCUUGAUGGAAUAUAAAAUGGGAUUAAUUUGGUUGGAUCCUUUGUCAUAUGAUAUCUUUGCCUGAAAAAAUAGUUCUAGUUAAAUAACACGUUAUGCGAAUCAUGCAAAUCUACAAUAUUUAUUAAAUAAUCAUGCAAUUGCAUUCUUUACUAGUUUAGGGUUUGCAGGCGGCUGUCCUUCAAAUCUGUAAUAAUAUCAAGUUUUCUUUGAGUGGUGGCCCAAGCCUAGCAAUGGGCCUAGUUGGGAGACACUGGACGGCUUGCCCAUGGGCCACGGCUAUUUCCCAAGUUCAGAUAAAGAUGAGGGGAGAGAGACUUUUUAGUUUUUACCCAAAAACAAAAAGAAAGAAAAAAAAUAAAGAAGAAGAAGGGAGAUUGAACUGAAGAGCACACAGCACUCCAGUCGUUGUAGGUAGCUGCAAUGGUGCUUACCAACUUCAAUGGAGCUGGCGUUGGAUUUGGAUUCGGUGUUGGCUGCGGGUUUGGCGUUGGAUGGGGUUUCGGAGGCACACCGUUGAAUUUCUUGGGUCUUGGUGUAGGUGGAGGUUGUGGGGUUGGUCUAGGUCUUGGAUGGGGAUUUGGCACCGCCUUUGGUAGUCAGUAUCAUUCAUCUGGGGUCACAUUCCAGGGCGUAGACUUCGGCAAGAAGGAUCAUGAUGGUUUUGCUUUACAGAAAAACCACCAGGACAGCCGUGCUUCACGGUAGCUUUCAGUUUCAGCACAAUGUGGUCCAAGAGAAUAAACUUGUGUGUAUUUAAAGCAUUUCGGAUGUAUGCAGUGUAGAGAAAGGUGGAGAUUGUUUUGAUGUAUGUAGUCCGUCCUUCAUUCGAGUUUCUAGAAUAUAUUUCGAGAGAAUUUGUACAACCAUUGAGGAUCGAAAUGAAAAUUUAUUUACCGUUUAAAAUACAUAGGCAGAAUAUUUCUGCUACCUUCCACAA